Messenger RNA from Paralichthys olivaceus (Japanese flounder), 2619 nucleotides. Its product is annotated as hyaluronan and proteoglycan link protein 1-like. The record is from RefSeq and is a predicted model, not a curated record. NCBI's taxonomy places the organism in Eukaryota, Metazoa, Chordata, Actinopteri, Pleuronectiformes, Paralichthyidae. Gene Ontology annotation, cellular component: perineuronal net; synapse. Gene Ontology annotation, molecular function: hyaluronic acid binding. Gene Ontology annotation, biological process: skeletal system development; central nervous system development; glial cell differentiation.
UUUUCCAGUAGCACCACAGGCGGCUGCUGCACAAAGAUAGACAGAGGAAGGGACAGCUAGAUGAAAAACUAUUAAAAGACAAAAAAUAUCAUUUGGGUUGGGUUUUUUUCAAAUUUGACUUUUUAGAUAACAGUUUUUUACUUUGUAAGUUUUAUAUUAAUAUUUUAGUGAAGAGGGGAAAAAAAGAGAAAAUGAUGAGUCUGCUGUGCAUCACAAUAAUCUCCUUGACCCUGGCUGGCAGCGCGUACAGUCAGGUGACAACCCCUCCCUUCCAACUAAAAGUCGGGGUUUUCGCUGACCUGGGAGCCAACGUCACCCUUCCCUGCAUGCUCUCGACCAACACCCCUUCCUUCAGUAACAUGGGCAUGCGAGUCAAAUGGUCGAAGGUGGCAGAUGAUGAGGCAUUGAAUGAGGACGUGCUGAUCGUGAUGGGAUUCCACAAGAAGGCCUACGGGAGCUUUGAUGGCCGUGUCUUUUUGGAGGAGAGGGACAACAACGAUGCCUCCUUAACUAUAAUCGACGUCUCCAUGGAAGACACAGGAAAGUACCGCUGUGAGAUCAUGAACGGGAUGUUCGACACCCAGCAGGAGGUCAGCUUGGAGGUGCGAAAGGGUCUCACUGAUGGUGUUGUGUUCCCGUACCACCCCAAUCGGGGCCGCUACAACUUGAACUACAAGCAGGCUGUGAAGGCCUGUCUACACCAGGAUGCCGUGGUCGCCUCCACUGAGCAGUUGGAAGAGGCCUGGAGGGGAGGUCUGGACUGGUGCAAUGCUGGCUGGCUGAGCGAUGGCUCAGUGAAGUACCCCAUCAACACUCCCAGAGAGCUUUGUGGUGGCUCUAACAAUGGUCCAGGCGUUAGAAACUAUGGCCGCCGCAAUAAAACAGUCAACUAUUACGAUGUAUUCUGCUACACUUCUGCACUCAAGGGGCGCUUCUAUUGGCUGGUGCAGCCUGACAGGCUGACCUUUGAUGAGGCCGUGCAGGCGUGCAUGGAUGACGGCGCAGAGAUCGCAAAGGUGGGCCACAUUUUCUCCGCCUGGAAACUCGAGGGCUACGACCGCUGCGAUGCUGGCUGGUUGGCCGACGGAAGCGUCCGCUACCCCAUCUCCAGGCCCCGCAAGAACUGCAGCCCCUUAGAGGCUGCGGUGCGGUCCCUUGGGUUCCCAGACAAGAGCCAGAAGUCUUACGGGGUCUACUGCUUCAAGGCCGAGCAGUGAGAGGGUAGACAGGAGUAGAGAAGCCAUAACCACCAAAGAGCAGCAACAACCACAACGAUUAAAAUCAACAAUAAAGCAGAUAAGCUUUGGAUUUUAACUAGCAUGAACUCAAUACCUUUCUAAAGCUGUGAUAACAUUUUUUCAUUCCUAAAUUCUGUUGAUCCAAUAUUUUAAAGCCAUUCCUUUUUUUAACUGUAACUCUGGAGUUAACAGAGUUAAUGUACGAUUGAUGUGACAGAGACAAGAACUUAAUGGUCUUGAAACAUCAUCUAAGUUUGGUUUGUCCUCCACAGAAUGAUUAGAUACAUGAUGUUCAAGGUUUAAAGCAUUAAUGCUUGUGUGCGACUAUAGAACUUCUAAAGAACAAAACCAUGAGUUAUUUCAUUUAUCACCCAUCACAUCAUUGAGAGAUCUUAAAUUGAUGAACAUAUUUGGCUGCAACUACUGAGCUAUGGGUAUCAACAUGUUAUAUUGCUGUAAGUAAUUGCAGUUUUCCUUUUUUUUCACAAUCAAAUUUACUGUUUAUCAAAAAUGAAUGUAAAUGUCCUGGACUGUGACCUUUUCUCCAUGAAUCAACUGCUCUCAUUUGAUCAACACACAAUUACAUUUUCUUUUUACAUUUUUACUAAUGUAACCCUAUAGAUUGUGUUUGUAACAAAAAACAUUUUUCUGUCGUAACAUCUUUUUUUACAUGUUGUCCGCCUCACACUUACAGAUUUGUUUGUUAAGUGGAGUUUGUAGACAAUUUAUAUCUAGAACAUGCAGCACAAAAAAAUGCAGUAAGCUAGUGACAACAGAAUAAGAACAGAUUUGACCUAUUUGCCCUGAACACAAUCUUUACCAAAAUUCACCUUGGAUUGUCUGACAGUUGAAGCCAUUGUCUGUUGGGUAGACAAGAAAUAUAAUGUGAUAGGUGUCGUAGCCUAAAUUAAAGUAUGGGCUGACAUCCUUACUUAUUGCUGAGACUGUUUCACAUUUUGAUACUGAGCUUUUUAGCUGUAAAUGUCCCCUGGUAAUCUUUUCUUUUAAAGUAGAAUACUGAAGAUUGUCUACUCUCCUAAAUAAGGAUGAAUGAACAUGUUGUGAUGACUGGAUCUGAAUAGGUUUGAAUGAAGUCAAAACCAGCAAAAACUCAAUUGAAAAUGUCUCUAGUAAUGUCCUGUGAGUCUGUUUCCAGCAGCCAAACACACCUGGUAAUGGUGAGCCAUAACCAGAAGAUGGCACACAAUAUUUUGUGUUUUGCUUUUUGCUACAUUGUCUUCUUACUGUUUCUAACAUAUGGUACUUAUGCAGGUUACAUGUGGUAUUAUGGCGAUGUAUUGUACGUAAAGGUAUUUUUGUAUCUUAUCGCAAUGUACCUUUUUCAACAAAACAGUUUCAAAUAAAAAAAUAUAACUCAAAA